UUGUGGGAAUUGGAUUCUUCGUAGAAAUAUAAUUUUUUCGAUGUUUUUAAUUUAAAUUAAAUUAAUUUCCACGACUAUAUGACAAUUUAUUUGAAUUCAGUAAUAAUAUCAAAAUGUUCGCUUGAAUAUUUCUUCUUUUAAAUCUUUCAGAAUGAUUAUGUGACUAAACUUGAUAAUAAGUUAGUUAAUAUAGGUAAUAAAAAUAAUUUGUGCAAAAAUUGUGUAAAAUUAUGGUUUGUCAUCAUAAACCAUAGAUUGUGGUCAAUUCUCUCUCAAGAACAUUUCAUCAAACAGAUUUACUCAAGAAAUAUGUAUUCACUUUAUGUAGACACAGCCAAAAAUAAUGUUUGUCAUGGCUGUUUGUCUGUUGAUCGUAAUGUUACGUUUUUAGAGGCAAAUGUGGGUUUAUUCUAUAGUUUACUAGAACAAAAACAUGUAUUUGACACCAAAAUAAUGUUAUGCUGGGAAUGUAAAGCAUUUCUGAGGAACACAGAGAAGUUUCAAAAGCGGAUCCAAGAGGCGCAGUGUCUUCUACAGGAUGCCGUUACAACUCUGAAUGAAUUAUGUGUAAAUCUAUCAACUCUGUCUUACACAAAGAAAGAUGUCUACGACCACCUUAUACAGUACCAUGAUGAUAAAAUCCUACAAUUUGAAAAUGAACCUGACCAUAAAGAAGAACCUGUAAAUUCAGAGAGUUUCAACGGUGACAAUGAACAAACAAACAUACACAUUAAACAAGAAGUUGAUGAUUUUAACGAUACAACAUAUGAUAAUGAUUAUCAUAGCACAGACGGGGAGGAAAGAAUUGAAGUCAAAGAAUCAAAAAAACAUAUUAAUACAUAUUUGGAUAAGGUCAUAAUAACAAGUACUGAUAUUGAUUCUGAGGAUUUAAAGACAUAUUGCUGUAGAGUUACGUUAAAUGAUAAAGAAAUAGAUGAAAUGCUUGAUAAAAGUUAUAGAGAGACACAGAAGUCAGUUACGCAGCGGAGGCCCUUUAAGUGUAAAGAGUGUAAAAACGAAUACAAGAAAGAGUUGGAUUAUCAGAGGCAUUAUACUUUUAAUCAUAUGAAACGCUCAGGCCGGGUAACGUGCAAACAUUCUCGUGUACCCAAAUGA
Molecule: messenger RNA, 1116 nt
Organism: Amyelois transitella
Lineage: Eukaryota; Metazoa; Arthropoda; Insecta; Lepidoptera; Pyralidae
Exons: 5
Coding region: 310-1116 (268 amino acids)
Source: RefSeq, a predicted model, not a curated record